AUGGGAGCUAAACAAUCACUUGAAACACCCAUAAUAAUUUAUAACGAGCCUAAUAUUAGAUUUUCUCAUGGUCUAGUUGAUCAAUUACAACUCGAGAAGGAACGAAUGAAAAAUGCCAAAAAUGAAUCAACCUACCCUUCAGAUAUUCCACCUGUUGGUGGCCAAGUACUUCCUGAAGAAUUAGAAAAUAUAAUUAAAGUGCGUGUAGAGAAUGAAUUAAGACGAAUUCGUGAAAGAGAGGAUGAAGUUGCAAAACGUGCUCAAGAGGAACUUUUUAAACAAAGAGCUAUACUUGGAGAUAGUGGUGCUAAUGCUGUCGCUACUGAACUGGAUACAAAUGAAUUGAUUGAUAGAAUUCAAAGGAAGUAUGAAAAUAAAGUUUCAUCCGAAGUAAUCGAACAACAACGAGCUGUCAUUUCUUGUUAUCAAAAUAAUAGUUCACGAACUCUUGAUUGUUGGGAGGAAGUACAAAAAUUCAAACGCGUUACUCAAGAGGCCAUUCAAGAAUUUGUUACUUCACAUCAAUAA
Molecule: messenger RNA, 528 nt
Organism: Funneliformis mosseae
Lineage: Eukaryota; Fungi; Glomeromycota; Glomeromycetes; Glomerales; Glomeraceae
Source: the annotation of a GenBank genome assembly